AUUAUUGGACGGAGUCUUCACGUGAUUUUGAUGUUUUUUUAAUAAUCGUUGAGAGUCAUUGUGAGGGAUUUUACUGGAACUUUUGGAGAGCCAAGUGCUCGGCACCCAUGGAGGAGACCACAUUCUCCUGCUCGGGGAAGGUCACCCCCACCGACCCCCACCUCCCCCCCUCCAGCCUCGUGCACCGCCCCCACCUGAACCCCAUCCUCCACCCGCCCUCCCUCCCCACCUUCCCCUCCUCAACCCCAAUCCUCUUCGGUUCCCCGCACCCCGCGGCCACCGCGAUCAUCCAGCUGAAGCACCUGAUAAAGCUCAUGGAGAUGAACAUGAGGAUCCUAAACCGUCAUGAGAAUCCCCAGGAGCUCCCCCAACCCCACGAACCUCACACCCAAUCCCAGAUGAAUUACUACCACCUCCGCAAGGAGAUCCUCGACUUCGUCGUCUACAUCCGCAGCUACUUCCACUCAAUCCAGUCCCAGCUCCCCUACCUCCAGCACCCACUGGUGACCGAGUUGAAGACUGGAUUCGACGAGGUCCUCUUCUCCCUGGGGAAGUUCCUCUCUCGUUUGAAAAACAUCUCGCUACACUACUCGUCCUCGGGUAGUGGGAACAGAUGCCCCCAGCCGGGGUUCCACCUGUUUCAUCUUCACCUGGAGCUGCGCUGGAUGAUGAUCACCCUUGUUCAUCAGCAGACGCUUCAGGAUCAGAGCCAGGAUCAGAAUGAUCGACUGGAUCGGGCCCUGGAACUGUUCGUGCAGGACCUUAUCUUCGUAUCGAUGAAGACCUUUCAAAGAAUCGACUCGUCAGACCUCCUCCUGAAGACCCCGUUCAGCUGUUCAUGCGUCCGCGACCUCUGGCUGACCCUCCAAAUCACAAUCCCCAAGAUACCCCAAAAUCUCGGUAAUCGCACCUUCUGGAGCUACGUAAACUCCACCCUCGACAGGAUCAUCCAGUCCAACGAGGAAGGCUUGUCCUGGAAUAAGGCUGACAAGUGUCCCUACAAGCUCGACACAAAAAGCCCAGAGAUCUUUUGCAUCUGGAUGAUCUACCACCUGACCCUCCUCCACACCUACCCCCCGGAGGGAAGCUACCCCGGUUCCCCAAUCCUCCACGAGUCUAAUUGUCAUCAGCUAGAGAAGAUCCUCAAGUCCUUCUUGGAUAAAGGCGGGAAGGAAGGAGAGCGCGACGAGAUUGACGAAGAGUUGAGGAUCAUGAUUCCACUCUUGAAGAUGAUGAUCCUGGAGUUCUGGAAGGACAAGGACUCCUCCGUCAGGAUUAUCAGCUAUCUCUGGGACUGCUUUCACAGAAGAUUGGAUCAGCCGUUUCUGGUCCAGACGGCCGGGCCCUGGAGUGUCUCCUUGGAGAAGAAGAGCCCCAGAGACAUCUUGAAGCAGGUCAGGGAGAGGAUCAACGGGGAGAACCCCAAGGAGUCCAGCUUCGGGAUGUUUCUGAAGCUACUGGGGAUCAUUCUCAAGGAGAACUAUGAAAAACGCGAGGUGAAGGUGUGGAAUCAGAUCCGGGGAAGGGUUUACUCCAAGUUCUCGAAGAGCAAGGUGAAAGAGUUCUCGGAGGUCAGGCUCUUCAACCUGAUUUCACUGCUGUUGACCCUGGGCGUUACUGCGGAUGCUGAUAAUGUGGUCAAGGUGAUGAUGGGACUGCUGCCGAGCCCUCUGGAGGGAGAUGAGGAGAACGGACGGAGGGUAUCACUGAGUUUCAAGGGACAACUGUGUGGGGUUGCUCUUCUGUUGGAGAACCGGCUUGAUCUGAGGGGAAUUGGGGAGGAGAUGAUGAGCGUCGUCGGGGUCCUCAGCACCAGGAGGGACGACCUCGGGAGGGGCAUGAUGAGUGUCUUCGUGGAGACACUGAGGGAGAGCUUCGACAAGGUGGAUCUGCUGGACAACGGAGAGCAUCAUCUCAUCGGCGGCUGGAUAGAUCGGUACCUCCUGGAGUGUCCGAAAAAUCGAGCGGGAACAAUGUUGAAAAUGUUGUUCGACCUCUUGAACAAAUCCAGAGCUCUAGAUCUCCAGAACCUGGGAGGGAAAGAGAUGCUGGAGGCACUCUGGGCCUCCGCAGCCGCCAGAAUUCGGGCCCUCGUGUACGAUAACGAUUUGACCGAGGAGAACUGCGAGGACAUCGGAAAACUAGCUGCUGCGUUCACCCUCGAGGCUCUCAGGUGUCCAAAAAUGGCGGAGGGCCAGAAACAUUCGGCUCCAUCCUUGUUCAGGCACUUCACAUCGACGAUCUAUGUUAAAGACGUCAAUAUAUCCAGGAUUUAUCUCUCGAUUAUUCUUGAGAAUCGAGCGGCCAUUGGUGAAAUGAAGAAGAUUCUGGACAAUUUUGAUCAUUUGGUGAUGCAGGUCUGGCUGAAGUGUGCAAUCUCCAAUAUGGACCCCUCCACAAAAACCAUAAAAUCAUACCUAGUGGACGUAGAUCCAAUCCGCAAGCUCUUCCCUUCCUGGCGUGACUCCUUAGACUUCAAGACCUCGAACACCUCCCUCCUCCUCUUCCUGAACACCCUAAGCACCUACCGCUCCUCGUUGACCCCCUCCGAGCUCCCGCCCCUAGACAAACAGAUAAAAACGAUCUUCCUGACCCUCGACAAGUGGGUCCUCAGCCCCGUAAAACCCACCACAGAGGACUCCCCGACUUCCCUCUUCAUCUACCGUUGCCUGGGGACAAUAAUCCUCACCUGCGCCCCGAUCCUCUACACCCCCACGCCCACUAAUCCCCUCCGGGUGCUCAUCACCAAGAUAAUGCUACCCGCAGAGGACAAUUCCCACCUGAAACUCCUCGGCAAGAAGAUCUUCUCGAUGAUCGUCCUGGGGCUGCAGACCCUGUCCCCAAAACAGGAUCAAAUCCUCCAGAAGAUCGUCGUCGAGCUCUUCAAUGUCUACUUGCCACUCCUGAUAACUGAACACGACAGGAGCUUCAGGAUCGAACAGCUGAUCAAUCUCUUCAACAAGGAGAUCAGCGAUGACUUUGUGGAGGUGAUUUUUGAUAAAUUGUCAUCCAAUUAUCUGACCAUCGAGAACAACGAGUUGAGGAAGAAUUCCUAUUUGUUCAUGGAACUCAUGAAGGGGCUGCUGCGGGAGGGAGGGCGGAGGGCACUGGUGGAGGUGAUAGGGGGAAAGGUGCUGAAGCUGGUGAUCGAGGGGUUUUUGAGGGUUCAUGACCUCCAUCCUCACAGGAGGCAGACAUUCGAGUUGAUCAAGGAAUUGUGUGGGAAUGCGUUCUACAGCCCGGAGGGGAUUAAAGGGAGUUUGUGUGCGGUUGUUUGUGGGAGGGUGAGGGAAAUGACGAAGGGGUGUUUUGAAUUCCUGAGGGGACUGGCGGGGGUCGAUAGGGGACUCGUGCAAGGGGUGGUUGAUGCACUGGAGGGAGUGGUAGGGGACGCUGAGAGAGGGGGGAUGGUCUAUGUGGGGGCGUUGAGGUAUGCGUUGAAACAGUUUAUGCAGUUUUUGGGGAGGGGGGUUGGACAAGGGGAGAAUUUUAAGUUGUGAAGUUCUAGAGGAGUUUUGAGAUGAGGCAUUCUGGGGGAAUUGGUUAAUAGGAGAUUUUUAAGCUGUUGAAUUCUGGGGGAUCAGACAAUUGGGAGAUGGAAUUCUAGGGGAGUUGAUCAAUUGGAAAUUCUUAGAUGUGAAAUUCUAGGGGGUUGAAUAAUUAGGAAACUCCAAGCGGUCGAGUUCUGAGAGGAUUUCUAACUGAAUAAUUCUGUAGGGGCUAAUAAAGUGGCAAAUUCCAAGCUAUGGAAUUUCAAGGAAGGUAAUUAUCUAAAAUUCUAGGGGAGUCAACAAAAAUUGGGGGAUUUUGAGAGAUUAUUUGAGGAAUUUCCAGCUCGGAAACUAUAGGGAGAUUGGUGAAUUAGACACGGUUUCAAUUUCUAGGGGAGCGUCGAGGAUUUAUAAUUUUGUAAACAGCAAGGGAUUAUGCGAAUUGCUCCGGGAAUUCUAAGAAACAGAAUCCUUGAGGCUUAGCGAAUCUCAAGUUGUAAUAUUUUAGGGGAAUGGAUAAGUCGGGGAAUUCCAAAUUUUUUAUGUGCCUUUAUCGAUUCUUUAAAGGACAAUUUGCCAAUUAUGACCAAUUAUAACAUUAAUUUUCAACUGCGAGUGCUUUCUCUUAGUCUUUAGUAAAUUGUUUAUUCGUUUGUAUUAAAUUAAUUUAAGUUGUUUAUGUAAGUAAUUUAAUUAAUAUAUGAGUCGACUGAGAAUGUCUGAAUGACAACUUGUAAAUCACAAGUACUUGGUGGUAAUAAUGUAAAUAAAACCUUUUCUGAGUCUGGAUUUUACAAAUGAAA
Molecule: messenger RNA, 4294 nt
Organism: Diachasma alloeum
Lineage: Eukaryota; Metazoa; Arthropoda; Insecta; Hymenoptera; Braconidae
Product: protein MMS22-like
Exons: 5
Coding region: 108-3500 (1130 amino acids)
Biological process (GO): double-strand break repair via homologous recombination; replication fork processing
Cellular component (GO): nuclear replication fork
Source: RefSeq, a predicted model, not a curated record